UCGAGCCAUGGCGAUCAACUGGCCCUGUUUCGAAUCCUUCGCGAGUAUGGCAUUUACAUAAAGCCGCGCUCUUCUCUCCAGUCUCUGCAUCUCGUACAGUACUGCAGCUCAACGCCGGGCGUAACUUCAGGCUCUAUGUUGCUUCUUCCCGUGUUGGUUGCUCUCAUGGCUGCAUGCCAUGUGCAAGCAAAAGCAGUCUUCGCUCAUUUCAUGGUACGNGUGGGGAACGUCAACUCUUGGGCUAUAUCAGACUGGCAAAGAGAUAUUCGUCUGGCCCAGGACUCCCACAUUGAUGGCUUCGCUCUGAAUAUCGCAAACAACGGCGGCUAUGCUAGCCAGAUCGCCAAUGCAUUCUCAGCAGCCGAUUCUCUUAGCUUCAAACUCUUCUUCUCCUUCGACUAUGCUGCACAAGGCGCCUUUGCCCAACAGGAUGUGAUCAAUCUGAUCAACCAGUACCGAUCCAACAGCGCAUACUACAAGUAUAACGGCCAGCCAUUCGUGUCUACUUUCGAAGGUCCUGGGAGCUCUGGUGAUUGGACCACGAUCAAGUCUCAGACUGGGUGCUUCUUCAUUCCUGAUUGGUCGUCGCUGGGCGCCNNUGCUGCCAUCAGUCGUGGUGUUGCGGAUGGCUUGUUCAGCUGGGAAGCAUGGCCUUCAGGCCCGAAUGACAUGACCACGACGCCGGACAAUUCUUACAAAAGCGCUCUGAAUGGCAAGCCCUAUAUGAUGCCUGUCUCUCCCUGGUUCUUUACCAACCUACCGGGUUAUGGCAAGAACUGGUUAUGGCGUGGUGAUGAUCUCUGGUUUGAUCGCUGGAACCAGGUCAUGACUGUCCAGCCAGAUUUUGUCGAGAUUCUGACUUGGAACGAUUGGGGUGAGUCGCACUACAUUGCUCCUUUGGACGAUAGGCAAUGGGGUCUGUUCGACUCUGGCAAUGGCAAUGCGCCUUACAACUAUGUUCAAAACAUGCCUCACGAUGGCUGGCGACUCUUCCUUCCUUAUGUCAUCGACAUGUACAAGAGCGGCAAAGCCUCCAUCUCAGUGGAAGGGCUUGUAUCAUGGUAUAGAAAAUCACUGGGUACAGCAUGUGCCAGUGGCGGCACUACUGGCAACUCGGCAAGCCAGGGCCAACAAGAAUAUCCCCCAGCUCAACUCGCACAAGAUAAGAUUUUCUUCUCUGCAUUACUUACAUCUCACGCUGAUGUGACAGUUACUAUCGGCAGCACGACACAGACCGGCAUCUGGGAGAACACGCCAACUGGUGGUUCUGGUAUCUAUCAUGGUAGCGUUCCAUUCAAAGGCCGUGGAGCUGUGUCUGUCAGAAUCUCCAGAAAUGGCAAGCUCAUCAUGCAGAUGAACGGAGAAUCAAUCACGGACAGUUGUACCAACAAUAUCGAGAACUGGAACGCAUGGGUCGGUAGCGCUAGUGCUACAGGCUUCGGAUCGGGGUCUGGUAGUGUAUCUACUCCAUCUUCCAGCAAAGCUUCCUAUACGUUCAAAACCUCCACUACCGCACCCACUUCCACAUCUACUACUGGUAGCAGCUCAUUCUGCAUUGCCGGAACCGGAGAUGGUAAUCUGGCUGGCCUUUGCAACUACUCCUGCAACUAUGGAUUCUGUCCCUCGAACCCUUGUACCUGUACACAGAGAGGGCGCCAAGUCAUUGCUCCCAUUGCAUCAAACACGCUUGGGUUCCCCGUAGCCGGCCAGGAUAUUGCCAUCUACAGUGGCCUCUGUGAGUUUACCUGUAGCCGCGGCUAUUGCCCUUCAAGCGCGUGUACCUCGGAUCCGUCAAAGGCAGCAGACGGCAAUGGCUCCUUCUGUAUUGGUGGUAGCGGGAAUGGAAAUUUGGCUGGACUUUGCAGCUUUUCGUGCAACUACGGAUUCUGCCCUAGCAACGCUUGCACCUGCACUCGAAGAGGAAGUCAAAACGAUCCCCCGCUGCCUCCAAUACUCUUGGUUUCCCUGCCGCUGGCCAGGAUGUUGCUCAGUACAGCGGCCUCUGCGAAUUUGCUUGCAGUCAUGGCUAUUGCCCUACGGGAGCUUGCACUUCUGAUCCAUCCAAGGCGGCCUGAGAAAUGCUUUGGGCAAUCACUGGAAAGU
Aureobasidium musti is the source of this 2103-nucleotide messenger RNA. The record is from the annotation of a GenBank genome assembly. NCBI's taxonomy places the organism in Eukaryota, Fungi, Ascomycota, Dothideomycetes, Dothideales, Saccotheciaceae.